Messenger RNA from Prunus armeniaca (apricot), 558 nucleotides. The record is from the annotation of a GenBank genome assembly. NCBI's taxonomy places the organism in Eukaryota, Viridiplantae, Streptophyta, Magnoliopsida, Rosales, Rosaceae.
AUGUCCGCAUUGACGAUAAUGCCCUUUCCCGCUUCGUGUGGCAACUACCAACCAUAUCCUCCUCUUGUUUCCUCUGCUUCGUGCCUGGCCAUGGCUUCUCUGCCGCACACCACAAUUCCAAACCCACAACUCUCACUUUCCAAACAGUCUAUUCCGAUUGAAUUUCACAAACAGUCACAAGCCCAUUUUACAAAACUUCAAGAAAAUGCAAAAACCCAUCAAAUCUUGUACCAAUCUUACUUUAGCCACAUGUCCUCUCUGUGCAAACAAGGUCAAAUUCAACAGGCUGUGGACUUGUUCGUUGAAAUGGAGCUCAAAAACCUCCAAGUUGGCCCUGAAAUUUACGGCGAGCUCCUUCAGGGGUGUGUCUACGAACGAGCUCUUCAUACGGGUAAGCAAAUUCACGCUCGGAUUAUAAAGAAAGGUGGCAUAUUUGCAAUAAACGAGUACAUUGAAACCAAGUUGGUGAUUUUCUAUGCAAAAUGCGAUGUUCCGGAGGCUUCAAAUCGUUUGUUCCGAAGGGAUGGGUUCCUAUCAAGAGGCUUUGCUAGGUUUUAG